CUUUUAUCGAGUGGUGAUUUUAUGCAAUGGCAUCAAGCCACAGUUCUUCACCAGUGCCUCAGUCAAACAGCAGUGAUGCUUUCUUUAGAAAGGAAAUGGAUGCCACAAAACGUUUUCGACCUGUGCAGUCGCUGCCUGAUGUGUGUCCCAAGGAACCUACAGGCGAUCCCAGUAAUUUAUGUGACAGCCCAUCUCUAGUUGUGGAUCAGCACAGAUGGACUAUUUAUCAUUCCAAAGUCAAUCUCCCAGCAGCACUAAAUGAUCCUAGGUUAGCAAAACGGGAAUCUGAUUUCUUUACAAAAACAUGGGGAGUGGACUUUGUGGACACUGAAGUCACGCCUUCAUUCUACCUCCCACAGAUCACCAAGGAACAUUUUGCAUUAUACCAACAGGAAAUCACUCCGAGAGAGAAGGUUCAUGAAAGAUGCAAGAAUAUUUGUACUCCUAAACAUACCUUCGACAGGACUCUAUUACACACCCACGAUAAAUCCAGGACAGAUCUGGAACAAGUACCUAAGAUUUUUAUGAAACCAGAUUUUGCCUUGGAAGAUUCCUUAACAUUUAAUGCCGUUUUACCAUGGUCUCAUUUUAGUACUGCUGGUGGAAAAGGAAAUCGUGAUGCAGCUUCCUCCAAGUUACUUCAAGAAAAGCUGAGCCAUUAUCUGGACAUUGUGGAAGUCAAUAUUGCUCAUCAGAUUUCUCUGCGCUCAGAAGCAUUUUUUCAUGCAAUGACCUCUCAGCACGAGUUGCAGGACUACCUCAGGAAAACCUCCCAGGCUGUAAAAUUACUUAGAGAGAAAAUCUCCAAAAUUGAUAAAGUAAUGUGUGAAGGAUCACUUCGAGUUUUAAGACUGUCACUUACCAGAAAUAACUGUAUAAAAGCAUACAAUAAACUGAAGUUAAUGGCUACUGUACACCAAACACAGCCCACAGUACAGUUGCUGCUAUCUACUUCUGAGUUUGUUGGAGCUUUGGACUUAAUAGCAACAACACAGGAGGUGUUACAGCAAGAGCUUCAAGGCAUUCACAGUUUCCGGCAUCUUGGCUCACAGCUUUGUGAACUGGAAAAGCUGAUAGAUAAAAUGAUGAUUGCAGAGUUUUCAACUUAUGCUCGCAAUGAUUUAAAUAGACCCCUAGAAGAUGAUUGCCAAAUUCUAGAAGAGGAGAGACUUGUAUCACUAGUAUUUGGACUUUUAAAACAAAGAAAGCUAAAUUUUUAUGAAAUAUAUGGAGAUGAAAUGAUUAUUACUGCAAAGAACAUAAUUAAACAG
Pelecanus crispus (Dalmatian pelican) is the source of this 1271-nucleotide messenger RNA. NCBI's taxonomy places the organism in Eukaryota, Metazoa, Chordata, Aves, Pelecaniformes, Pelecanidae. The record is from RefSeq and is a predicted model, not a curated record.